Molecule: messenger RNA, 5190 nt
Organism: Tachysurus fulvidraco (yellow catfish)
Lineage: Eukaryota; Metazoa; Chordata; Actinopteri; Siluriformes; Bagridae
Product: sialoadhesin-like
Exons: 11
Coding region: 1506-4130 (874 amino acids)
Source: RefSeq, a predicted model, not a curated record
CCAGGGGUUUGCUAGCAAGUUGCUGGUUGGUCAAUAUAUCAUGUACUAUCUGUGGCGUUGCAAGCAGGUUGCUAUGCUAUCCAGGUGUUUGCUGUGGUGUUGCUAGGGGGUUGCUAUGGUAAUCCCACUGUUUUGCUAGCAUGUGGCUGGUGUGUUGCUAAAUUUCAAGUGAUUUUGAUGGAGUUGCUAUUUGCUAUGCUAACAUGGUUAGUUGCUAGGGUGUUGGAAAGUGAUUCCCGUGAUCUUCCAACUGUAAUCCCAAUCUUUCCCAAAAGCACAGGUUCACUAUUCCUAUAAUUCCUGAAUAGUUUACUCGAUCUAAGAAGAAGAACAGUAUGUCGUCUCUGUUGAGAAAAAAUACUUAAGUUAUAGAUGUAAGUGCCCGGUAAGGUUUUGAUGUCUUUUAUUUUGAAAUUGCCACUUUUCCUUUGUUACGUCACUUGGUGUCCACAGGUGCAUAUAAUCUGGGAGUUUGCACGUGGAUGCAGGUGGAAAGGGGGUGAGUAGCUGGGACACUCACUUUCUGUUGACCGUUUCGUUUCUUUGGAUAUACAUUUCCUUUGAACGUUUCUUUUGAUUUACAGUUACUUCCUUUUCUAUUUCUUGGAGAUUAUUUCAUCUUGCCAUCAUUUCUGCUAUACAUCACAAUAAACCACCUGAAUGAAACUGAAACGCGUCAUCUUUAACUCCCUCUACUCAGCCUCUUAGCAGCUACUGGUUGCUGCUACAAUAGAGAUGUGUUUUUUUUAGCACAAAAUAAAGAGCACCAGUGUAAGAGAUGUUCAUUACACUUGUUUGUCUGUUCUGGUAUACAGUCAAGGAAGAGACUAAGCUAAAUUAGGGAGGUGUGAUGACAAUGCACUUCCAACUUCCGUGUCUUUACUUCUGGAGUCAUGAAGAAGCUCAUAACUGCUUACGAGUGCAGUACCAGUGAAGGAGGAACAGGCUGAUUAAGACUUAAUAUUCAUUAAAAGAUUAAGAGAUUUAUUUUAUAUUUAUAAGGAAAAUUUUGGUGUAAAUUCUACACAUAGUGGAUCUUCGAGUGUCGUCUGUCUGAAGGCUGAUGUCACUGUGUUUUAUAGAAUGUCGAGAAAUAUUACAGUUACAACAAUCCUCAUGUUACUGGCAGGUAAACUUUUCAAAUAUUUCAGCUCUACUGUUUUACUAUGCUGUUGUGUCUCUACUGCAACAGUUAAGAAAAAUCUCUCCACAUCUCUGUGUGUUUGGAAGUGUUUUAUAAAUCUGACAUGAUUUGGGUGCAGAUAAGAAAAUUUGUAGGAUGUUGGAGAGUAAAAGACAAGAGUUAUGGAGCAAGAAAAAUUGAUUAUUGUAAAUUAUUUUGAAACAUAAACAUAUCAGAAUGAAGUUCAUGGGCGUUUUCACACAGAGGUUUUUUUUUAUUGUAAUUUUCACACCUCCUUAUCUCGCUGUGUGUGACUGAGAACAGCAACAGCAGUUAACACUGUGGGUACAGUUUUGUUGGUCAGUGCAAGAGUUAUUUCUCGAUGUUCUUAACUCCGUGUGUCGGUGCGUGUGCAUGUUUGUUUGUGUCUGUGCGUGUUUGUCUGUAUCUGUGUAUAUGUGUCUAUGCGUGUGCAUGUGUGUCUGUGCAUGUGCGUGUGUCGGUGCGUUUUUCUGUGUCUGUGCGCACGUGUGUGUGUGCCUGUGGGUGUGUGUCUCUGCUCCUGUGCGUGUUUGUCUGUGCGUGUCUGUGUGUGUGUGUGUGUGUUCCAGGAGUUCAGUCUCAGCACAGUGUAACUCGCAUCUCUCAGAGUCUCUGUGUUGUUAUUGGAUAUACAUUAAAACUCCACUGUACAUUUAAACCUGGUCACUUUGGAGUCACAGAUAUACAGUGGUAUCGAGUCCAGAGCUCUGAAGGAAAACCACAAGACCUGAGCAAAGAUCCAGUAUAUUCAGGACGUUUGUAUGUAAACACCUGGGGGUCUGACUGCAGUCUGACAGUGAGUAAUGUGAGAGUGAGUGACUCUGGAUUUUAUUACUGUAGAUUUAAAACACAGAGCAGUGACUGGAUAUCAGCUUCAUCUGGAAUUCAGCUGACUGUUACAGACUUGCAGGUGAAGGUGGAUCCUAACACUGUAGGACAGAGAGAAGUGAAAGUGACCUGUAGCUCCACCUGCAGACUCAACACACACCUUUUCUACUGGUAUAGGAAUGACCGUUAUAUCAAAUACACAAAGGAUGCCUCCACUGUACUUGACUCCACCAGUCGAUAUGAUGAAGGCAGCUACUCCUGUAAGGUGUAUGGGAGUGAACACCGCUCUCCUCCAGUGUGUGUACUGGGUAUAGAGUGUUGGGGUGUGACUUACACUGCUGAACAUGUGUGUGCUCUGAAAAACACAUCAGUUGUUCUUUCCUGCUCUUAUAAAUAUCCUGCAGGUCUCACAGUGAUAAAAUCAUUGUGGUUCAUUAAAGUGCAGGUUAAUGUUGGGCCUGAGGAUGUGAGAGAAGAUGAGGAGUAUCAGGGCCGAGUGCAGUACACACAGAGCUCCCAGAAUGACUGUAGUCUGAGAAUCACUAACCUGAGAGAGAGAGACGCUCAAACAUACAGGUUCAGAUUCCACACUGAUGAUCCUACAGGAAAAUACACCGGAGAACCUGGAGUCUCUCUGUCUGUCACAGAUCUGAAGGUUACAGUAUCAGACUUGGACAACUGGAAUAAGAAGCUGAGCUGCAUCACCACCUGCACUCUGUCUAACAACCCCACUUACAUCUGGUACAAGAACGGACAGCGUGUUACUGACCAGGACAGAAAUGAACUGGAUGUCAGUUGUGAGGAUGCAGGCAGCUUCUCCUGUGCUGUAAGAGGACAUGAGGAAUUUCGCUCUCCUGCUGUCUAUGUUUUUGAUCAGACGAGCUGCUGGAGUGUGACUUACUCCACCCAGACUAUCUGUGGUCUAAUUAGCUCAUCAUUAGACAUACACAGUUAUUUUACCUUCCCUAAUAAAUACAAGGUCAUGAAAAUGUUAUGGUUCAUUACACAGCAGGUUAAUGUUGAGCCUGAGGAUGUGAGAGAGGAUGAAGAGUAUCAGGGCCGAGUGCAGUACACACAGAGCUCUCAGAAUGACUGUAGUCUGAGAAUCACUAACCUGAGUGAGAGAGAUGCUCAAACAUACAGGUUCAGAUUCCACACUGAUGAUCCUAAAGUAAAAGGCACCGGAGAACCUGGAGUCUCUCUGUCUGUCACAGAUCUGAAGGUUACAGUAUCAGACUCGGGUAGCGGACAAAUCGAUCUGAGCUGCAUCACCACCUGCACUCUGUCUAACAAACCCACUUACAUCUGGUACAAGAACGGACAGCGUGUGUCUGAGUGUAAAUCUGCCUCCUGCUCUGUAGCUGCAGUCGGUGGUGCGGUCAGUUACAGCUGUGCUGUUGAAGGCCAUGACAGUCUCCUCUCUCCUCCAGUGUAUUCCCCUAAAAACACCAGAGCAGUGGUUCUUUCCUCUGGAGACACAGUGGAGGGGGUUUCAGUGACUCUGAGCUGUAGCAGUGAUGCAAACCCUCCUGUUCUCACCUACUCCUGGUUUAAACAGAGUUCAGCUGCAGACGAACUGCUGAUAACAGGCCAGAAUUACAGCAUCAGUGAGAUCAGCUCCCAGCACAGAGGACUGUACUACUGUACUGCUCACAACCAGCUGGGAGACCUCAACUCUACACAAAUUCACCUGCUCAGCUCCAAGAACGAUGUGUUAACGUUCACCGUGUUGGGGCUGUUUGUCUUCUUGGCAUUAACACUCAUCCCAGGAGCUCUGUGUAUGUGGAGGAGGAAGCGGAGCUCAGCUAAUGGCCACAGCAGCACUGAUGAAAGUGGACAGCCUCAGUCUGCAUCAGUGUAUGAAAAUAUCUCAGUCUCAAACUGUAGCAGAAGAGUCUCAGAUGAACAGGAUGACGUUCACUAUGCCAGUGUGGUUAUUAAACGCUCCCACACACAGGAAGGGUCUCUGUCCCCGAGAUUUCCUGCACACACCACAGAGGAAGAGGAUGUUCAGUACGCUAAAGUGAACGUUAGCAGGAGAACUGCUGCCGUCCAGCUUGUGGCAGAUGAAGAGGAUGAUGAUGCGUCUCAGAUCUACAGCAAGGUCCAGAAAAUCCCCAGACAAAGCAAAAGCUGAGAGAGAUUUGAUCGUUCUGUUCUGCAUCUAAACUGAUUAAGAGAAGAGGGACAGCUUUGGCAUUUCAUCAGUAGGAGUAUUGAUGCUAUAAUAGUGUUGUAGUGCUUGUAUGCUUUUUUACCUUAAAAAAAUGUGUAUGCAGGUUGAGGUUUUAAAGAAUAAUUUUUUUGUCUACGCUUUUUCAUAUUUUUUGUCCCAUCAUAACCUUUAUUUUAAUGCUAAUCAAUUUAGUGUUUUAUAUUUUAAGUGAUUUAUAUACUCUUUCUUUAUCUAUGCUGGUGAUAUAAAUAACUAACUAAUUUGUUAUAAAUGGAUAAAAAUGGGACCUAUAUUUCCCAUUUGAUUUGACUUGCUCCUUUGCCAAUUGUAUUUGCUUAGAUGAUGUACUUGCAUGACAUGCUUUUUUUCUUGAUAAACUGAAGCUAAAUUGCUUCUUUCUGUUAACUGUACAUUCAGGUCUUAUAACUGAAAUCGAUGACUCUUAAUUUCACCAGUGGUUUUAAAGGCUGUCAUGUCACUAAUGAAGGCACUCAAACAUGUGUCUACACUGUGUGUAGAGUGUGUGGGCAUGUAUACUGUCCAGUUAUAUUAUUAUAUAGAUUAUUAUUAUCAGGGUCAUUAUUAAGGGUUUGUUAGUGAUUUGAUGACACUGCUUUCUCGAUUCUGAUUGGUCAGAAGGUGCUGAUUCUAUAGUUUCUGCUUUAGCUCAAAUCACAGGUCUGUGUUCACAUUUGUUCUGCGUUAUCAUUUAUGUAUUUUAAAAAACUGUGAGAAAAGAAUGAAUAAUUAGAAUCACUAGUGCCAUCUAUUGUUCCAAAGCUUGAAGUGCCACUAGCCAACUAGUCUAUUUCUUUAACUUUAUUCAUUUCCAUUUAACUGAGUUUUAGUCCUUCACAUAUGAUGUCUAUGAAGUAUUUUCUACUUAUCUCUAUGUGCUGUAUCUGUAGAACAAGAACUUAAACCAAGAUAGAGAAAAACAGAAAAGCUUUUUACUUCACAUUCAUUUGUAAUACAAGGGCAGCCGAUUAACUCCCUCAAUAAACAUUUACAUUUAAUGAAA